GCAGUGGUCUGGCCCGGGGCAGAUGGCGGACGGACCGAUCAUCUCCCAGUAAACAAAUUAUACAUAUUUCAUGUCGCAUCGAUCCGCCGUCAGCAACAGGGCGGCUGGAGCGGGAACACACCCCUAUAUCAGCCGGCACGGGUAGCAGCAGGCUCAAACUCUCCCAACUUUCCUCCGCGUCACACACAAGGAAAAACUCUCUCCCUACCGCCAUGGAGUACCCGUACCUGAACACGUCUCUGUAUGAUUCCUGUAUGAGUAACAUAGACCCUUCCAUCACCAGCUCGUACCCAGACUUCUCCUCGUGCACGCAGCUUCAGGGCAGCCAGGGAUACCAGUACUCCCCCAUACGGAACCACAGCUUCCCGACCACCUGUCCGCCCGGCCCCGCCGCCGCUAACUGCAGUCUGCCGUCCAUGCGGGAUCCGCACCACCAGCCUACCCCGUAUACGCCAGCGGACGCGUAUGGCAGUCUGUGGAACACGUCCAAAGUCGGAGCGCUGAAAGACGAGAGACACGACUAUAUCACAGUAGCUCAGUACAAGUUGUUCCAUGACGGUCCUCCCGGCCUGCACGAGAAGAGGAAACAGCGGCGGAUCCGGACCACCUUCACCUCCGCACAGCUGAAGGAGCUGGAGCGCGUGUUCGCGGAGACGCACUACCCGGAUAUAUACACACGGGAGGAACUCGCGCUGAAGAUAGAUCUCACGGAGGCAAGAGUACAG
Branchiostoma belcheri (Belcher's lancelet) is the source of this 725-nucleotide messenger RNA. Its product is annotated as paired mesoderm homeobox protein 2B-like. The transcript has 3 exons. The record is from RefSeq and is a predicted model, not a curated record. NCBI's taxonomy places the organism in Eukaryota, Metazoa, Chordata, Leptocardii, Amphioxiformes, Branchiostomatidae. The annotation marks the transcript as partial. Gene Ontology annotation, molecular function: RNA polymerase II transcription regulatory region sequence-specific DNA binding; DNA-binding transcription factor activity, RNA polymerase II-specific. Gene Ontology annotation, biological process: regulation of transcription by RNA polymerase II.